Molecule: messenger RNA, 1029 nt
Organism: Peniophora sp. CBMAI 1063
Lineage: Eukaryota; Fungi; Basidiomycota; Agaricomycetes; Russulales; Peniophoraceae
Source: the annotation of a GenBank genome assembly
AUGGGGUCGCCGGCUCUGGUUGUGCGCAAGAUUGAGCUGGAUUCCACCCCAUCGACCAUCGGGGCGCUCUUCGCUGGCUGGGGCAUCUCAAUGCUUGUCUUCGGCGUCUUCAUUCUUCAGUUUCUCAUAUACUUCACUCACUAUACUAGAGAUUCGCGCUGGCGAAAGCUUCUUGUCUUGUCGAUGGGGGUGCUCGAGGUUGCUCAUCAGAUAUUCGUCGGCCACACGUGCUGGAAGUACAUCGUACGGAAUUUUGGCAAUGAAGAGGAGACUUUUGCAGCAAAGGCCGUUUGGAGCUUUACAGCAAUAGUCUUCUUGAACGUGGUUGUAUCCGCUAUAGUGAAAAUAUUCCUUGCUUGGCGUAUAUACAUUGUCAGUAGCGGCCACUGGUGGUGGACAGCUCUCAUUACCAUGUUGGCCUUUGCGCAAAUGGCACUGGGAAUCGCCUUCUCCAUCGCAGCCUCAAAGCAGCCUAUCAACUCGCUCAUUGCCCUGAAGUCAUUAGCCACGGCAUCCCUAGCACUGGGGGCGGUGGCCGAUGUCGUCGCCGCAAGUAUUCUCAGCUACUACUUACACACCAUGCGAACUGGUUACAAGAGAACAGAAGGAUUGAUCAACAAACUCAUCAUGUUCAGCGUGAACACAGGCGCUAUCACGUCAGCGUUCAGCGUCUCAGUUGUGAUACUGUACCAGACCAUGCCGCACAACUUCAUCUUUCUAUCUAUCUGGUUCUUCGUAUCCAAAUUAUACUCCAAUUCCCUCCUAGCGACGCUUAACUCUCGUGCUGGACAUCGCAUCAAAGAAUCCAUCCAGUCUUACUCGAGUGGCGAUCAUGCGCUCACUUUCAUGCGUCCCCGCGCUCGGAGUACCGCUGAUGUGCACGUUCUCAACUCCAAGGAGCCUCAACCUGCUCUUCACAUCAGCGUCAGCCACGAAGUUUCUGUCAUUCGCGAUGACAGGGAUGACAAGGUUCGGGCAUUAGGGGACGCCAGUAUGAAGGAGGAUUCCGGACAUGCUGUAGCUGUUUGA